AUGGGAAUCAAAUCUGAAGAACUUUAUGAGAAUUUAACACAGAUAGUCAUCGAUCAUGAUUCUUCGUGGUUCCAGACAACACCAGCAAAAGAGUUUUUGCCGCAGUUAUUAGAACACAUGUCGAUUACUAUACCGCAUGAUAUAUUUGUGAAUGAUGGCAAUGACGACUUGCAGGUGAGAGAUGAUAUGAAUAGGUUGCGAAUUAUUGUUGAGUACAUGAACAAACAUUUUGCAGAGAAGAACAUAUUUCCUUUUACAAUACAAAGAAUAUGUGAACUAUGUUAUGAUCCGUUGAAGUAUUUCAAAUCUUCAGAACUGACAAAGUUUGUAAACGCGAUAGAGAAGUCAUGUAUGGUAAGAAGUGGAUGGUGCAAGAACUAUGGCGUGCCCAUGGCAUCACACAAUGGUGUGAAUGGUAAUGGAACAAGUAAUGAAAAUAUGAAUGGAGUUAGUGAUCAGAAGAAUUCAAGUGAAGAUAUAUCUAUUUCUAAAAUACCAUGGUUAGAUUCUGGUGAUACAGAUGAUUUGAAACAAUUUAUUGAAAAGAUAGAGUCUAUUGUUUCGGUGAAUUUUGGUUAUGACGAUGAUGACGAUGAGGAUGGUGAGGAUAGGGAUAUUAUAAUCCAAGAAUAUUAUGAAGGAGGUGGAGAAGAUGAAAACGAGGAUGAGGAUGAGGAUUAUGUAGAAGACGAGGAUUCAACUAGUGAGGAUGAAGAUGAUGAAGAUGAAGAUGAAGAACGCAGUGAGCAGGAAUCCGAGAGAGAGUAUGUACACAAUUCCAACGGAGUUGGAAAUGGAGCCGCGUCGUCUGAAGGUGAUGAGCAAGAAAACAUGGUUAUGCAUAAUGUUACUGCUGAUGGUGAUAUAUCUAUGCAAGAUAAGAAUGUGCACGUUAAUGAUUUGGGCACAAAGAAGAGAACUACCACCGAUCUCGAUGAGUUCAACUUUCAAAACACUGAUGCUUAUCCUAAGGUACAAGAAGUAGUACAGAAUGACGCUAUAACGCCAAAAAGAUCAAAACUGAAAUUAGAAGACGGUUUAUUUGUGAGCUCACCUCUCGUAGAUGAAUCCUCGAUCCCGGAAAAACUCGCAACAGCACCAUCAGAUUCCUUAGCGCCAAUACCGCAGGUUAUUGAUGGUAACUCUUCUGCCGUUCUCGAUGCUUCAAAGUCAGAUAAACAAGUUUCCCCUCUUGUGUCUCCAUCGGAUAUAUCCGAGACGACAACCAAAAUGACUGCGAUAGCGCACGCAGAUAGUCCACUUCAAAAUAGACCCAAAAAAUAUUAA
Molecule: messenger RNA, 1287 nt
Organism: Eremothecium cymbalariae DBVPG#7215
Lineage: Eukaryota; Fungi; Ascomycota; Saccharomycetes; Saccharomycetales; Saccharomycetaceae
Gene: PSY4
Product: Psy4p
Exons: 1
Coding region: 1-1287 (428 amino acids)
Biological process (GO): protein dephosphorylation
Cellular component (GO): protein phosphatase 4 complex; nucleus; cytoplasm
Molecular function (GO): protein phosphatase regulator activity
Source: RefSeq, a predicted model, not a curated record